UCUGAUCUGUUCUGAUUUGAUUGUCAUAUCCAAUUUGCAUCUUGGCUUGAAUCUUGAAUAGUUUUGAUCUUUUGGGCAUUUGAGUCGUAUACAUUGAUUUCCUUUUUACUUGUUUAUACUUAAAGUGAUCAGCGAAUUCUGAAUCUUAGAGGGUUUUGUCGAAUAAUUUUGUUUUGCUUGAUUGGGGAAUGAAUGGAUUAUUAGUUUCAUUACACCCAUUCUGAAGUCCUUUCUUAAUUACUGAAAUUAAGUUUCAAUUAUUCCUUUUUUCCCCUUAAGUUUCAAUUAUUCAGCUUGGAGACUUUUCUUUUUCCAAAAUAUAAUAUUUUUCACCUUGGUAAUGAGUUAUCACGAAGCUUAACUUGGACUUAGUUUUUAGGUACGUUUUAGAGGAUCCAUAGUAACAACCCCAUAUAAUAUAGCUUUUUGAAGGUUUUCAAGGGUAUAUUUGAAGGAACUUUCUUUGUUGUUUGAGUGGAAAGAAUAAUUAAAGAUCUUGUUACGAUUAGGAUUUAUGCUGGUUUUGUUUGUGUCUAGGAGAAAAAAAAGUGAUGUUGUUUCUGUAGUUCAAUUUCAUUCAUUGAUUGGGAACGUAUGGAAUAGAACUGUCAGACCUGGAUACUUCUUUUGCAGAUUCGAAAGCAGUAAAUAAUAUUUUCCAGAAUUGUGGCAGAAAGGUGCAAUUUUUUCUGAGGAUGUUGAUGAAGUGAUGAUAAUGUGAAUUCAGAUUCAAAGUUGUAAUGCUCAUGAGUACAUAAACUAUUUAUUUAUCACGGCAUGGAUUCAUCUGCUGGACAUCCGCGGGAUACAUCUGUUGUUGUUGUUACACUGGAAUCUAGUGAAGUAUAUAUUGUUGUUAGUUUGUCUUCAAGGACCGACACUCAGGUGAUCUAUGUUGAUCCCACAACUGGAAAUCUUCGAUACAAUGAAAAGACAGGAUAUGAUGUUUUCAAUUCUCAAAGUGAAGCCUUAGAUUAUGUGACGAAUGGUUCAAAAUGGCUGUGCAAGAGUAUAACCUAUGCCAGGGCUGUGCUAGGAUAUACGGCCCUUGGGAGCUUUGGUUUACUUCUUGUUGCGACAAAGUUGUCAGCCAGCAUUCCAAAUUUGCCUGGGGGUGGAUGUGUAUAUACAGUAACUGAGAGCCAAUGGAUCAAGAUUUCACUUCAAAACCCUCAGCCACUGGGUAAAGGUGAAUUAAAGAAUGUUCAAGAAGUGACAGAGCUUGACAUUGAUGGCAAGCAUUAUUUUUGUGAAUCGAGGGACAUUACUAGACCUUUUCCAAGUCGUAUGCCCUUGCAGAAUCCUGAUGAUGAAUUUGUGUGGAAUAAAUGGUUUUCAGUGCCCUUCAGAAAGAUUGGACUUCCAGAGCAUUGUGUCGUUCUUCUGCAGGGCUUUGCAGAAUCCCGAAGUUUUGGAAGCUUAGGUCAGCAAGAAGGGGUUGUUGCCCUCACUGCUCGGCGUAGUAGGCUGCACCCUGGGACUCGGUAUCUGGCAAGGGGCUUGAAUUCUUGCUAUAGUACAGGCAAUGAAGUUGAAUGUGAGCAACUUGUGUGGAUUCCAAAAAGGGUUGGGCAAAGUGUUCCUUUCAAUACUUACAUCUGGAGAAGAGGCACUAUUCCUAUCUGGUGGGGUGCUGAGUUAAAGCUGACUGCUGCAGAAGCAGAAAUCUAUGUUGCGAGUCGUGACCCUUAUAAAGGAAGUGCUCAAUAUUAUCAGAGGUUAACUAAAAGAUAUGAUGCCAGAAACCUAGAUGUAGCUGCUAGCGGGAAUCAGCGAAAGAUUGCCUUUGUUCCAAUUAUAUGUGUUAACUUGCUUAGGAAUGGUGAAGGCAAAUCAGAAUCGAUUUUAGUUCAGCAUUUUGAGGAAUCUUUGAAUUACAUUAGAUCAAUUGGAAAACUACCUUACUCUCGGGUUCAUUUAAUAAACUACGAUUGGCAUGCCAGUGUGAAGUUGAAAGGAGAACAACAAACAAUUGAAGGACUUUGGUACCUUCUAAAAGCACCCACCAAUGCUAUAGGCAUCACUGAAGGGGAUUAUCUGCCUUCUCGUCAGCGCCUCAAAGAUUGCAAAGGUGAAGUAAUUUACAGUGAUGACAUUGAUGGAGCAUUCUGCUUAAGAUCACAUCAAAAUGGAGUGAUACGUUUCAAUUGCGCUGAUUCUUUAGAUAGGACCAAUGCUGCUAGUUUCUUUGGUGCCCUCCAGGUUUUCGUGGAGCAGUGCAGACGGUUAGGUAUAUCACUUGACAGUGAUUUGGCAUAUGGCUAUCAGUCAUAUAACAACAAUGGGGGUUACACAGCUCCAUUACCCCCUGGCUGGGAAAAACGGACUGAUGCUGUAACCGGCAAAACAUAUUUUAUUGAUCACAACACAAGAACAACUACUUGGAAUCAUCCCUGCCCAGAUAAACCGUGGAAGAGAUUUGAUAUGACAUUUGAGGAGUUUAAGAGAUCGACGAUCUUAUCACCUGUGUCUCAAUUAGCAGAUUUGUUUUUGGUUGCUGGUGAUACCCAUGCAACAUUGUAUACUGGUUCCAAAGCUAUGCACAGCCAAAUUCUUAGCAUAUUUAAUGAAGAUGCAGGCAAAUUUAAACAGUUUUCUGCUGCACAGAAUAUGAAAAUUACCCUUCAGAGAAGGUAUAAGAAUGCAGUUGUAGAUAGUUCUCGUCAGAAGCAACUGGAGAUUUUUCUUGGACUAAGGCUUUUCAAGCAUUUUCCAUCAAUUCCAAUCCAGCCAUUACAUGUUGCAUCUCGUCCCACUGGAUGCUUUCUAAAGCCAAUCGUGAACAUGUUCCCGAUUUCUGAUGGUGGAGCAAGUCUUCUUAGUUUUAAAAGAAAAGCAAUGACAUGGGUCUCCCCACAGGCUACCGAUGUGGUUGAGCUCUUUAUUUACCUUGGCGAGCCUUGUCAUGUUUGUCAGCUACUUCUCACUGUUGCACAUGGUUCUGAUGAUUCAACGUUCCCAUCGACAGUUGAUGUCAGGAUAGGGCGUUAUCUAGAUGGACUUAAACUUGUUCUGGAGGGAGCUUCUGUACCACAGUGUGCAAAUGGGACAAAUAUUUUGAUACCAUUGUCAGGACCAAUUAGCGAAGAGGACAUGGCUAUCACUGGUGCACGUGCACGCCGUCAUGCCCAAGAUACUUCCACCCUUCCAUUAUUGUAUGAUUUUGAGGAACUUGAAGGAGAAGUGGAUUUUCUUACUCGUGUUGUUGCACUCACGUUUUAUCCUGCUGCGGAUGGUGGAGGCCCUAUAACUCUUGGUGAGAUUGAGAUACUUGGAGUGCCUCUUCCUUGGAGGUUCAUAUUGAAACAUGAAGGCUCUGUAACUAGAUUUGCUGAACAAGCAGAAACCCAUCAUGAUACUAAUAACCCUUUUCUGACUGAGACCGAACACAAUCCUUUUGCUUCUGCUUUAGCCACUGAUGCACAAGCAAACUCGUCUGCUGACUUAUGGGUAGACCUUUUAACGGGAGAAAGCAGAAUUCCAGAUUCUAACAGGCAGCCGGCGACAGAAACUGUCUUCCACGGCGGAGAUGACUUGCUUGACUUCUUGGAUGAUGCUAUUGUGCAACAACCAAAAGAAGCUAAUAGUUUUUCCAAGAGCACAUCUAAAGGGCCUACUGACAAUAACACUCAACGCUAUUUGGAUUGUUUCAAACUGCUUGUUGGACCCCAAAUGGAGAGGAAAAUAAGUUACAUGGCAGCUAUGAAACUUGAAAUUGAACGCUUUCGCGUGAACCUCUCCGCUGCUGAAAGGGAUAGGGCAUUGUUGUCAAUUGGCGUUGAUCCUGCCAGUAUAGAUCCAAAUCUGCUGCUUGACGAUUCUCGUAUAGGAGGAUUGUGCAGGGUAGCAAACAUCCUUGCUUUGCUUGGACAUGCUUCUCUUGAGGAUAAAAUUACUGCUUCCAGUGGUCUUGAGUUUGCUGAUGAUAGUGCUAUAGAUUUCUGGAAUAUAGCAGGAGUGGGGGAGAUAUGUAUGGGUGGGACAUGUCAAGUUCAUGCUGAAGAUGGGCCUGUAUUGCAUACACUCUCUGUUUCCACUACUGCACAAGCCUCUUUUGUGUGUUCUGAAUGUGAGAGAAAGGUUUGUAAAGUUUGUUGUGCUGGGAAAGGGGCUCUUUUACUUGCUAUGGUUAACUCUAGGGAGGUUGCUAGCUACAACGGCGUGAAUAGCCAGGGAGGAGCAAUCUAUGCAAACUCAGUUGAUUUAUCCUCAAAUCAUUCCAUGAUACUUGAUGGUGUCAUUUGCAAAGCCUGCUGCCAUGAUGUUGUGCUUGAUGCAUUAAUCUUGGACUACAUCAGGGUUUUGGUUGGGCAGAGGAGGAAAGCUCGCGCAGAUACUGCUGCUCAAAAAGCUGUAGACCAUGUGAUCAGAUUUACUUCGAGGAAUAAUUGCCAACUGACUCCAACAGCGUAUAUGGAAUUAUUUAAUGGAGAGGAAUCACUUGCUGAGUUUCCAUUUGCAAGCUUUUUGCACCCGGUUGAAACAGCAGCAGGUUCUGCACCAUUCAUGUCAUUGCUAGCUCCAUUGAAUUCUGGAGCACAAGAUUCAUUUUGGAGAGCUCCCCACAGUGCUGCCUCUGUUGAGUUUGUCGUUGUCCUUGGUGAUUUAUCUGAUGUUUGUGGUGUUGUUCUUCUAGUUAGUCCUUGUGGCUACUCGAUGACAGAUGCUCCUGUUGUUCAAAUUUGGGCAAGCAAUAAAAUCCACAAGGAAGAAAGAUCAUGUAUGGGGAAAUGGGAUAUGAGAUCUCUGAUCACGUCUUCCUCUGAGCUUUGUGGACAAGAAAAGUCUUCUGAAGUGCCUAGACAUGUAAAAUUUUCUUUUCGCAAUCCUGUUCGCUGCCGCAUCAUUUGGAUAACAUUGCGUCUACAAAAAAUUGGCUCGAGUUCUGUAAAUUUUGAGAAAGACUUGAGUCUUUUGUCUUUAGAGGAGAACCCAUUUGCGGAGCCUGUGAGGCGUGCCUCCUUUGGAGGAACAGUUGAAAGUGACCCAUGCCUUCAUGCCAAAAGAAUCUUGGUGGUCGGAAGCCCAAUGAGGAAAGAUGUUGGUGCAUCAAGUCAAGGCUCUGACCAGAUAAAUACAAGAAAUUUGUUGGAUAAACCUCUUCCACUAAAUAGAUUCAAGGUCCCAAUUGAGGUCGAGAGGCUAACUGACAACGACCUUGUAUUAGAACAGUUUCUACCCCCAGUUUCACCUAUGGUGGCAGGUUUUCGUCUUGAUGGUUUUAGUGCAAUAAAACCUCGAGUCACCCAUUCGCCACCUCCACAGCAGGUGAAUCCAUGGGAUGUUUCUUCAUGUGUAUUGGAGGAUAGAUUCAUAUCUCCAGCUGUAUUGUAUAUUCAAGUGUCUGCUUUCCAGGUACGAAGACAAACUAACAUUUUAUCAACUGAUAGUUUUCGCUGUCAACAAACUGUUGGACAUCCUUCUUGUGAAUUGAUUCCAUGGUUGAUCUUGAAAAGCUAUAGCUUUUUUAUCCGAUUUUAGCUCUAGACACCAAUGCAUUUAGAUGAAUCUCCUCACUGGUGCAAAAUCUCAGUUUG
Molecule: messenger RNA, 5537 nt
Organism: Nicotiana attenuata
Lineage: Eukaryota; Viridiplantae; Streptophyta; Magnoliopsida; Solanales; Solanaceae
Product: probable phosphoinositide phosphatase SAC9
Exons: 14
Coding region: 778-5481 (1567 amino acids)
Molecular function (GO): protein binding; phosphatase activity
Source: RefSeq, a predicted model, not a curated record